AUGGUGGGAGGCAGGUUGUCGACCAACCAAGCAGUCAGCCCGUGGGGAUUGGGGGUUAGCGACUGGUCACCGCCUGCUGUGAGGCCAGGAGACCUCCUCGUGUUCAGAUGGUUUGGAGAAACCCAUGAUGUGCAGAAGUUUGGCGACCCAGUAACCCACGGCCUCUGCAGCUUCUUCAACACGAAACAAAUAUCGCCUGCCCGCCCUGUUGGGGUGAGGACGUACAAAGUUAAGGCUAAUGACAAGGGCAGGACCCUUUACUUCUCAAGCAGCGUGGGAAGUGAUUGUGCAAAUGGGGUUAAAGUUGCCAUACGUGUAAGGUAG
Molecule: messenger RNA, 324 nt
Organism: Closterium sp. Naga37s-1
Lineage: Eukaryota; Viridiplantae; Streptophyta; Zygnematophyceae; Desmidiales; Closteriaceae
Source: the annotation of a GenBank genome assembly